AUGGAUACAAACGGCAAUGGAAAGCGCGGACUACCUACACUUAGAGAAAUUAUUAGACGUCAACGACAGGAUUCAGAUGGAGGAUGUACAGAUUCUCCAGAUUUGGAAUUUAUAUACGAUGACACAGAUACCCACAUUAAUGAAAUUUCAGAACUAUACAGUUACACAGAACAACCUGAGCUGCAGUUUAAUGUUAAAGCAUUUGAAGACCAGAUGGAAGUGUACAACCUCCUUCCUAGUUGGCAAAGAUUAUCACUUAAAAAACGAAAAUCGGUAGUUAUGAAACUGCUUGACCAAUUAGAGGUUAGCAGCAGGCCUUUGAGGAUGAGAAGUGCUAGAUGUCUGCUGUACAUUGCUCAAGGAUGCUGGGCUGAAAUGCAAUCAGAUGCAGAGCAACAACAAUGGGCCAGAUGUAAUUCGAUGUUACUUUAUAAAUUGGGAGUAUUUACAGCAUUUACUGAUUUGCUAAAUAUAGAAUUUGAGAAUAGUACUGCAGCACAUGUGGCCAUGAGAAAAAUUGCUAUAUCUUUAGCAGAUUCCCAAGAUUUAAGAGUUAUAUUGUCCGUUUUAUACACAAUAACCGAAGUCAUUAGGAACGAAAAAGAUACUCAGUCUACAGAGUAUGAGGAAGAAGUGAAGUCGUUUUGUCAUGAAAUAGCGUCGUCAUCUGGUGACGACAUGCUUAUUAUCAAGCUCCUCAGUAUGGUCACCAGAUUCUGCAGUGGUUCAGCUCCUCAUUUUCCUAUGAAAAAAGUGUUACUGCUGUUAUGGAAGCUGAUUUUGGUAUUUUUAGGGGGUAUGAACACUUUAAAGGACCUUAAAUUGGAAAAAAGAAAAAGAAUGGGACUGCCCCUUUAUAACGAAGAUACCUUGGAAAUUACGAAGACUAUGAGAUCCUCCUCUCCCCCUGCUAGUGCAUCUGAUCUUCUGGAAGCUCAAAAUCAAAAAAGAACUGCUAGACCAUUUAGAAGAAGCUUAAUAAAACAAAGCGUUCUAGAUGAUCAUGAUACCUUGGAUAUGGUGUUAAAUGCCAUAGUAGGAAUAAAAAAUGAAGAAGUUAACGAGUUACAAGAUUUCGAUGAAAACCAACCGCCUAACGAAACGAACGAUCAAAUAUAUCAUAAUAAUCAUGAGACGUAUAGGCCUAUCUCACCACCCUCUCCAAAUUCACUAAUUUUACCUAAAGGAUUGCCUUGGAAGCCUAAAGUCAGGCAAAAAGAUAUUGAUUUAUUUUUAGACACUGCACGGAUGAAAUUUUUGGGUUACAGUCUUCCAGGGGACAGAACAACUUUAUUUGGACUACCUGAGCCAAUUCACGAGGGUGUCAAAACAUUAAAUGAACAUAUUUAUCUCUCUCUGUCCGAAUUACAAGUACAAAAAGAAGAAGAAAUAGCUAGAAAUCCAAUAUCUACUAGUGAGGGAGAGAUAGAUUUGACACCUACAGAAAUACUUUAUCAAGCUAUGUUGCCCAAUUUACCACAAUAUAUGAUAGCUUUAUUGAAAAUAUUGCUUGCUGCCGCUCCUACCUCAAAAACAAAAACGGAUUCUAUUAAUAUAAUGGCUGAUGUACUACCGGAAGAGAUGCCGAUGACUGUAUUGCAGUCAAUGAAAUUAGGAAUCGAUGUCAAUAGGCACAAAGAAAUUAUUGUUAAAGCAGUAUCGGCAAUUUUAUUAUUGUUGUUAAAACAUCUAAAAUUAAAUCAUAUUUAUCAGUUUGAAUUUAUGUCGCAACACCUAGUUUUUGCCAAUUGCAUACCGCUUGUUUUGAAGUUUUUUAAUCAGAAUAUUAUGGCCUAUAUUGGAGCAAAAAAUGUAAUACCCAUUUUGGACUUUCCUUCUUGUGUAAUUGGCGACCAACCUGAACUUACCUCUGAAAGAUUAGAAAUUGGUGAUUUAGCCGCCUUUUCUUGGCGUAAUAUGUUUUCUUGUAUAAAUUUACUUAGGAUAUUAAAUAAAUUAACAAAAUGGAAGCACUCUCGAAUAAUGAUGCUUGUUGUUUUCAAAUCCGCCCCAAUAUUAAAACGAACAUUAAAAGUGCGUCAUGCGAUGACACAAUUGUAUGUUUUAAAGUUAUUGAAAAUGCAAACAAAAUACUUGGGAAGGCAGUGGAGGAAGUCUAAUAUGAAGACAAUAAGUGCAAUUUACCAAAAAGUUAGACAUCGCCUUAAUGAUGAUUGGGCAUAUGGAAAUGAUUUAGAUGCGAGGCCAUGGGAUUUUCAAGCCGAGGAAUGUGCUCUGCGAGCGUCUGUAGAUAGAUUUAAUAAUCGUAGAUAUACUCUAAUAAAUGAUAGUGAUUUCGAGCCUGUGGAUAAUUGUCUUAAUAGCGUUUUAGGUACUAGCCAUGAUCUUUCUGAAAGCUUUAAAAAACACUACGAAUUGUGGUUAGAACAAGAAGUAUUUGGUGUUCCAAUAGAGUGGGAAAAUUUACUAGAAGGUGAUAAAUAUAAAUAA
Messenger RNA from Diabrotica balteata, 2451 nucleotides. Lineage: Eukaryota; Metazoa; Arthropoda; Insecta; Coleoptera; Chrysomelidae. The record is from the annotation of a GenBank genome assembly.